UAGGCGGUAACUGUUUAGGCAUUCAGCACCUCAUAGCUUUGCACUGUUGAUAGUAUAAUUCAUACCUCACGGCCUGCAGUUUCCUUUGCUGACUUCGCGUGGUCUUCAUUCUCUGUGCCCCUUACAACGUGUUGCUCUUACUUAUUACUUUACCUGACUGCUGAUGUUUUACGCCAAAUUGUGUUAAUCCUUAGGACCGUUUACUACCGAUACAUCGACCUCCAUCGCUCUCUUUAAAGGACACUUCCUCGUCACGAGGAAAUGGCUAGCAUCACAAACAGAGUCCUUAUCAUCGCUGCUUUGGUUCUUGCACUCAUCGGCUGGGUUGUUGCGCUAGCUGGAGUUGCAAGGGCAAAUGACUUGUGCAACGACGCAACAUACAACCACAGAACUACCCAUUGCUCGAAUGGCCUCCGCUAUGACUGGUGGGGAGUCUGGUUCACCUUCUUCCUGAUCAUCGUUAUCCUGGUCAUGGCGGUAAUGGGAAUCAUGGAUAGCUGGGUUAGCACCUUGCAGGCCUUUUGUGCAGCAUGUCUUUCCGUCACGAUGAUCGACGCAAGCAACUGGAUUGGCAUCGGCGAUGGGUCAUCUUCUGGCAGCGACUACAAGUCAGCAGCCGAUGCAGCGACCGCGGGCUUCAUCAUCUGCUCCAUAGCUCUAAUGCUGCUCAUCGUAUUCAUCGGUUUGGGUCCGGCGGGCGUGUGCGUCAAGAUCAACGUGUCGGGCGGCACCAAUAAGACUGCCCCGGAGAUCAAGACGCCCGCCGCGCCUGCAAAAGCAGCUGAAUGCGCCUGAUGGGGGGAGAAGGACGCGCUUCUUUGUUCCAGGUGCUGCGUACUACGAAGGUGCCAGUGGCUGUGGCCCCGGCCAGACAUGACGAGCAGCAGGCAGGUGGUCAGGCAGGGGUGGGGUGCAUGCAUGCAUGGUAUUUACAUACGAGAAGCAAUGUGUGGAUGGUGUGAAGUGAUGGGGCUCUUCCGCGACCUAAGAUGUGUUCAUGUGCUUUAGCCCCAUACACUGUGUAUGCCUUCCAAGCGGCAUGGGUUCUGUGUUCCGCUGUACGUAAGAGCGAGGUAACUGUACAUAUGGAUUCCUGCAAUGGUGAGGUUUGGCGAGUAGAGUCCGCUACACGACUGAGUGACCGUCUGAUGGAUGCCCGGGGGCCCUGAGAUGCCCCCCUGGAAAGGGCGAGUAAAGACUAAUAACAGGGCACUUAUCGACUUAUGUAUGGGCAUUGAUUAUACAUGUCCCUUUAGGCAGGGAGGUGUUUGUACGGCUUCUGCAUGCAGCAGGGUGAAACUUAAUGAUGCCCCACGUUUGUUUUGCUAUGAUUACCCCUUGCGACAGUUUGGGACAGAUUUCGACCUGCAGGUUAGAAGCAUGCGGUGAUUUUGAUUUGUCAUUCUUCUUAAGGCCCCCUUCAGCGUGGGUGUCGAGGCUGUGCGCAUGUGUGUCCCAGCGCUUGUGUAGCUCUAAUUCACCUGGAGGAGGCUGUGCAAGACAGCGCCCUUGUGUGCCGCCGAUGCAUGGCGUCCUUUCUCUACCGGUAUCUCUAGGUUACAUUUUUUAUCUUUCUUAUGACGUGGCGACGCACGGGUAUCGCGUUGCUGGCAUUGACACACUGGAGACGGAUGAGGCGCUGUCGUGGGAUGUGGUAGAGGUGAAGGCGUGCUUUUGCGGGAUGGAUUUUACAGGCUCGAUCAGUCCGUAGCACGGGAACAUAGGCGGUUACUUUGACAGCUGCC
Messenger RNA from Astrephomene gubernaculifera, 1745 nucleotides. The record is from the annotation of a GenBank genome assembly. Lineage: Eukaryota; Viridiplantae; Chlorophyta; Chlorophyceae; Chlamydomonadales; Astrephomenaceae.